This is a messenger RNA of Colletotrichum truncatum, 156 nucleotides long. RefSeq lists its product as uncharacterized. Lineage: Eukaryota; Fungi; Ascomycota; Sordariomycetes; Glomerellales; Glomerellaceae. The record is from RefSeq and is a predicted model, not a curated record.
AUGGGACUGAAAGCCAACGAGGAGAGAGUAAAACAUAGGCUUUUGAUGUUUACGAGACAUGUGUUCGAUAAUUCAAUUGGCGGUGUGUUGAUAAUAUCCUGCAAAAGGUGCUGCACGUCUCUUCUUUCUUGCCGGAUGACUCACAUCCCUAGGUAG